AGGUCAAGCUAAGAAGAGAAAAGCGGGAGAGACCGAGAGAGAAAAGGGUUUUAAAAAAAAAGGAAAAAAAAGAGAGGAAAAUCUGUCCCCAUCUGAAAUAUUGUCACCGUGAAAAUGGGGGUGAAGCAAGUUCUGAAGAGCAUUGAUGCAUUUCCUCGAGCUGAAGAGCAUUUGUUGCAGAAGACACAGUCUGGAGCAGUGGUGUCCAUUGUUGGUUUAAUCAUCAUGGCUACAUUGUUUUUUCAUGAGCUGAAGUACUAUCUUACAACAUAUACAGUACAUCAGAUGUCUGUCGAUUUGAAACGUGGAGAGACUCUUCCAAUCAAUAUAAAUGUGUCAUUCCCUUCUCUACCUUGUGAUGUUUUAAGUAUCGAUGCUGUUGAUAUGUCAGGCAAACAUGAAGUGGACAUUGAUACGAACAUUUGGAAGCUACGCUUGAAUCAUGAUGGCCACAUCAUUGGCACCGAAUACUUAUCUGACCUUGUUGAAGGGGGUCAUACUCACAAACAUGAUCAUGACAAAGAAGAGGAUGCUUCUCAAAAACCUCAGUCUCAUGGUUUUGACCAAGAUGCUGAAAAUAAAGUCAAGAAUGUGAAGCAAGCAUUGGCCAAUGGGGAAGGAUGCCGAGUUUUUGGGAUUUUAAAUGUUCAAAGGGUUGCUGGAAACUUUCAUAUUUCUGUUCAUGGGUUAAACAUAUUUGUUGCCCAACAGAUCUUCGAGGGAGCUAUUCAUGUGAAUGUGAGUCAUGUCAUUCAUGAUUUAUCAUUUGGGCCAAAGUACCCCGGAAUUCAUAACCCACUUGAUGGAACAGAACGGAUUUUGCGGGGAACGAGUGGGACAUUCAAAUAUUACAUAAAGGUUGUUCCAACUGAAUACAGAUAUCUCUCCAAAGAAGUUCUUCCAACGAAUCAGUUUUCUGUUACGGAGUAUUUUGUCCCCAUGCACGAGUUUGAUAGGAUGUGGCCAGCUGUUUACUUUUUGUAUGAUCUUUCACCAAUCACUGUGACAAUUAGAGAAGAACGGCGCAGUUUUCUGCAUUUCAUCACACGACUUUGUGCGGUACUUGGUGGUACAUUUGCUCUAACAGGAAUGCUAGAUCGAUGGAUGUUCAGGCUUCUUGAGGCAUUAACAAAGUCAAAAAGUAAAACUAGACUACGGUAAUCGAAGAGCUUUGGAAUAACGCUUACUGCAAGCAGCAAGGCUGUCCAGGUCCAAGGGUUUCACCGGUUCAUCAAUGCAAUAUCUCCCAUUUUUGGCACAAGAGCGUGAAAGCAAAAAUGCUGAGCCACUAGAAAAACUGAUGCAACUUUACUGCCAAUCUCUGUGUUCCAGUGAUAGUCCGCUUGAAUUAUCUUCUCUUUGUGUAAAAUUAUACUCUUUGUUUUUCCAGUAACAUAGUUUGGUCUACAACGAUGCUCUUUUGGAAAAAAAGAACUUUAUUUAAUUAUUUUAUGGGUAGCAAAAGAUGAGUGGAAAUGCAUAUUUUAUACCUUAACCAUAUAAAACAUUGAGCACAGAUAAAAUUUCAUUUUU
This is a messenger RNA of Telopea speciosissima, 1533 nucleotides long. Its product is annotated as endoplasmic reticulum-Golgi intermediate compartment protein 3-like. Gene Ontology annotation, cellular component: COPII-coated ER to Golgi transport vesicle; endoplasmic reticulum. Lineage: Eukaryota; Viridiplantae; Streptophyta; Magnoliopsida; Proteales; Proteaceae. The coding region runs from base 115 to 1161 and encodes 348 amino acids. The record is from RefSeq and is a predicted model, not a curated record. The transcript has 12 exons.